This is a messenger RNA of Penicillium mononematosum, 4050 nucleotides long. RefSeq names its product Mtc5p. Gene Ontology annotation, molecular function: protein binding. The coding region runs from base 1 to 4050 and encodes 1349 amino acids. The transcript has 5 exons. NCBI's taxonomy places the organism in Eukaryota, Fungi, Ascomycota, Eurotiomycetes, Eurotiales, Aspergillaceae. The record is from RefSeq and is a predicted model, not a curated record.
AUGUCUAGCUCCAUGGAACCGAGGCCUCUCACCUCGGCUAUGGAGAGCCCGACGUUUGAAGAAGACAGCUCCUUUCAUGUAGAGCAACCGGUGGGUUCUAUGUCAAUAUCCCCCUGUGGACGCGAUGUCGUUUUAGCGUCCAAAGAGGGUCUACAUGUCAUCGACCUGGACUCGCCAUAUUCCCCGCCGCGAUAUCUCCCCCAUCACACACCAUGGGAGGUAGCUGAUGUCCAGUGGUCGCCAUUCGCUGCACGCGAUCAGUGGGUUGUCAGUACAUCCAAUCAGAAAGCGUUGGUCUGGAAUUUGGCCAUGAAGACAUGGCAGAACUCCAUCGAAAUUGUGCUUCACGCCCAUUCUCGAGCAAUUACGGAUAUAAAUUUUUCGGCGUUCCAUCCAGAUGUCCUAGCGACCUGUUCCGUGGACAGCUUUGUUCACUGCUGGGAUUUACGUGCUCCGUCGCGACCAGCCGUCUCAUUCUCGGAUUGGUUUACUGGUGCAACCCAGGUGAAAUGGAAUCGACAAGACCCUCAUGUCAUUGCAAGCUCUCAUGACCGGUUCCUUCGGAUUUGGGACGACCGCAUGGGUGCAUAUCCAAUCAAAUCGAUUGAAGCACACAACACCAAGAUAUAUGGAGUUGACUGGAAUCGUGUUCGGCGCGGUGCUCUAGUUACUUGUUCCUUAGAUAGAACUAUCAAGUUCUGGGACUACACCACCGAUUCAGAUGUUCCAGAGAAGCAGAUUCACACACCAUUCCCCGUGUGGCGUGCACGCAAUACACCGUUUGGAUGGGGUAUGCUCGCAAUGCCGCAGAGAGGCAACAAUGAUCUUCACCUUUACAGCCGGCGAGCCGGAGAGGGUUCAAAUCCAGAGGACGACUUGCCUUUGGUACAUACUUUUCCUGGACAUAAGGGACAAGUCAAAGAGUUCUUGUGGAGACCACGCGGAGGGGUAGCGGAUGGAAUUGACCAUCGCGAAUAUCAACUUGUUACAUGGGGAGCAGACAGGGAGCUUCGUCUGCACAAAGUUGACCCUGAGAUUCUGGCGCGUGUCGGGUACGAAAAGGGAAAGUCCUUUAUUUCGACACGAACUGUGACACGGCUUGGUGCCGUAUAUCGGAGUUUCCGUGAUGUGAAUUCAGAUUUGGAUCUUGAUGACGUCGACGUGGCUUCCUCUGUUGGGCAUCAGAACCAAAAUACUGCAGCAGGUACUGGGAUGAACGCCAUUACUGUUCCUCACGCUCGGGGUUGGAUCAAGGGAGGCCAUGUUGAUCGAGUUGGCAUGCAACCGAGGUCAAAUUUAAGAGCCGACACAAAUCCGAUUGCUUGGAUGCGCGGUGUGAAGAUCUCCGGCUGGGACAUUGAGACAUUAGGGGAUGAAAUCAGCCAGGUCGGUGAAAAGUUUACUAAGGUAGCAUUUGAUUCAGUUGAUGUGCGACAAAGAAAGAUUUCCAUCUCUCUCAACGGGCCCUGGGGUGCGGAUGGGGCCUCCUUGUUCUUGAAAGUUGAUAUCAAGUUUCCAAUGAGCUACCCCAAGACUGCUAUCCCGACCUUUGCAUUCCAAAAGACCGCAGCCGUCACAGAUGAGUGGGCUGCGAAGACUACUGCUGAACUGCGCACAAUUGCUGAAACCUAUAUGUCCCGAAAUCGAGGUCCCCCUAUCAAUGGUGAACUGGAAGGUGAAUCCAGCGACGAGGAUGAAGUUGGCAUGACUCAGAGCCAAGAGCUGGGGAUGAGUUCUGAGCUACUUCGCCCUGUCAAUGCCAACGUCAUGGUGCCUGUGGCCAAAGCAUGCGGGGCGCUUUGGGCAAAUGACGGCCGCCUCAUAUGCUUCUUCCCACCGAAACAAAAGAAGGAUAAAUCAGCCGAGUUGUUUGAGAACAUGGGCUUCAAAGAGAUGACUCGCUGGUCUAGAGGCGAUAAAGUUUUUGAAGGCUUCGGCCGGUUACAUACCAACUCACCCGGUCCACGCGGAAUGGGAACGAUAACAAGCACAGAUGAUGGUGCCUCGGACGAUUCAGACGACUCGUACUCAGACACAUCGAGCUCUUCAGGCUCCUCUGACGUUCUUUCUGGGCUACCGACACGUUUCCCAGCACCUCAGACAUGGCGCAGUGCCGGCAGCUAUGGCAUCCACCGGCCCCGAUCAACAGAUAAUUCUCAGCGAUCGACUGGAGGUGGAGCGACAGUGAAAUCAGAGGCACCCCAGAAUAUCGUAUCUAUCCAUGACCUGAGUGAUAUAUUACCAGUCAAGCGGGAGUUGGCGAGUCAAUAUCGCAUUUGUGGCAAAGGAACAGAUGUAUGUGCCCAUAACGCGGCUGUUGCCCUUGACGCUGGCUGCUACGAAUUGGCCCAAAUCUGGGGUCUGAUCAAGUUGAUAUUGCAUGUCCGGAAAAGCCCUGGCACUUUGCCUGAGUCAGGGCCGUUGCAAAGGCGUAUACAGAGAAAAGGCAGCAGAAUUGGCAGUCUGGGGAGAGAUGGGCUUUAUAGAGACUUAACGGGCAGCAUUAUUCGCUGGGGCGACCACCCACUUGGCAGUCAUUGGCUUGUCCCUGCUCUCUUCGAACACUUUGAGCGCAUUGGUGAUGUGCAAAUGGUGGCAAUGCUCUCAUGUGUACUGCUGGAAGCCAAUCAAGAGGGUUAUUUGGAGAGCCAGCAAGCCAAAAAGACACCGGGGAAACAUGAUUUCCCAUCGGAUUUCUCCCCUGUCUCGUCAGCAAUUCCAACCAAGCCACCAGUUGCGACGCCGGCUUCAUCUGUCCCCAAAGAGGUCCAGGCUAUGCCCGCACCACAGACAUCAGCACGCUCGUCAAGCACUACGCCUCCAUUUAUGUCUCGUCCGCGAGGCAUUGCUGCUGACCGAAAAACUCCGAGCCAAAAUGUCUCCAUGGCUGCAUCGCCCGACCAGCAAUUCCAGACACGAAGUGGAUCUGGGUUUGGAUCGGUGUUGGCAUCCUCCCUAUCUCGUUCAUUUACAUUCGGACCGUCAUCUGCGUCACCACCGACAAGUAGGUUGGACAAGAAAAAGCCGACUCCUCAAAACAGCCCAGGUGUAGCAACCGGACAAGUGUCGCAAGCUCAAUCCGACACUGAAAGCGAUCACGCACCCGAACCUACACCACCCGCAAGAUUUAAGGUCACAUACAAGAAUCAAAGUGCAUUCGAAAGCGAUGGACCAGCGCAAGACUCUUUUCUUGACAAAGAUGAGGAGCUUUUGUAUAGAUCAUACCGCGUCGCUUAUGCCAAUCUAUUGUCGAUUUGGGACCUCCCCGUUCAACAAAGCGAGGUGAUAAAGAUUGGAGCUGUGGCUGAUCGAGUGGACGACCUGACCUCGAGCCAUUACUGGAACAGCACCAGCUCCAAAGAGAGCGCGUUGAAAGACCCACACCCGGAGUCAGACUCCCAAGCUCUUGACUUCCAGCGUCAUUGCGCCAGCUGCGGCCACGCGUUGCAGCUCUCCAUCUUCAAUAAAGAACCCCUAGCCCCGAAUACCCCUCCAAGCGGCACCAGCGCAAACCAUCAGGCCGCCGAUGCCCUAACUGCAAGCCCCGGCAGCCACUGCCAACCAAACUACCUUGCGUCAUCUGCGGCGAGGUGUUGUUUCGACUGCCAUCGGCUCUGGUUCCUUCGACCGGCCGACAAAUUCGACAGCCCAUUCGACCACGCAGACCGGAACAAGUUCCUUCCGACCUGUCCAACAGGAUGCGGCUGCCAAUGCUCUGAGCAUAUUGCCGUUGAUGUCCCCAUGCCUUUGUUGGAACCGCCAUCCCCUGGUUUUAAGUACGCACCCAUCACGCAGCACAGCCUUGUACGGGCGAAACACUCUCAUCGUCGACAAUCUGAGCCUGUUGUGUCGACUCCGACCCGAAAAGAGGAACCGCGCCCCAAGGACGUUGGCCAACUUGAUCAUGAUCUGGAUGUGUGGCAGGAUUCGUCGCCGUUUGCAUCUCUGGCGCGUGGUCUCGGCGGUGGGCUGAGUCGUGGCUUGCGGACGAAAGAAGAUCGGAAGAAGAAUAAAUCUGUCACCCUGGCAUCGAAUUUGAGGAAUUCUUGA